AUGGCAGAUUCCCACCUCCCUAUGUUACAACUUUCCAAAAUGUACCCCACAUUUCUAGUUGAUAGGCACAACUUCUUCUCCAAGCCCUCCUUAUAACUCCUUCCUUCACCAUUAUUUCUGUAUCUUUAAACCAUUCUGAAAAAAUGUGUUCCUCUAAAUGUAAGCCUCAAAAAGGCACUCCAAAAAUUGUUCAAAUCAAUGGCCGCCCUGUCCUUCAACCAAAAUCCAACCAAGUUCCAAGCUUGGAAAGGCGCAAUUCUAUUAAGAAAAUUACUUCACCAAAAUCUCCUACUCUACCACCAUUACCACUGCCAUUGCCAACUUCUGCAACAAGUAAUUAUAAUGUUAAAACUUCCACCAAGUCUUCAAUAAUGUCUCCUCCCAUCUCUCCAAAGUUGAAGUCUCCAAGGCCACCAGCAGUAAAGAGAGGAAACGAAGCCAUUGUGCAAGAACAAGUUGAGGCUUCUUUUUUAGUUGAGGCUCCUGCAGGAAGCAUAGCAGCAGCUAGAAGAGAACAAGUCGCCAUUAUGCAAGAAGAAAGAAAGAUGAAAAUUGCUCAUUAUGGAAGAACAAAAUCUUCCAAGAAGUACUCUUCGAUUGCCACUGCCAGUAUUGGUAGAGAGAAAAAGAGAUGUAGCUUUAUCACUCCUAAUUCAGCCUGUUUGUGUGCAGAUCCUAUAUAUGUUGCUUACCAUGAUGAAGAAUGGGGAGUGCCUGUCCAUGAUGACAAGUUGUUAUUUGAAUUGCUAGUCUUGACUGGUGCACAAGUUGGAUCAGACUGGACUUCUUUAUUGAAGAAAAGACAAAAAUUCAGGGAGGCAUUUUCAGGGUUUGAUGCAGAAGUUGUUGCCAAAUUCAAUGAAAAAAAGAUAGCAUCAAUAAGUGCUGAGUAUGGCAUAGUUAUAAGCCAAGUUCGAGGUGUUAUUGACAACUCCAUCAGAAUUCUUGAGGUGAAGAAAGAGUUUGGAUCAUUUGACAAGUACUUGUGGGGGUUCGUGAAUUUCAAGCCAAUCAAUACCCAGUACAGAUUAUGUAACAAGAUUCCUGUGAAGACCUCAAAAUCAGAAAGCAUAAGCAAAGACAUGGUAAAGAGAGGUUUCAGGUUUGUUGGGCCAACAGUUAUGCACUUAUUCAUGCAAGCAGCUGGUCUCACCAAUGACCAUUUAAUCACUUGUCCAAGACACCUUCAAUGCAUAGGUUUGGAGUACUCUCAUCAGCAAACUGCAGCCCCAGCUUCAUAGCCUCUCUUAUUUACAAGUUUUAGUGACAAGAGUUCAAAAAAGUCAUUUGCUAGCUUUAUUAUAAUAUAACAAAGCUACACUUCUCAGCAUAUUCUCUAACUCUCUCUCUAUGUAUAUAUUGUAAAUUUCUGACCUAAUAGUUCAAUUCCCAUCAAGUUUCUUUCUUUUGGGAUUUACAACCCAAA
Mangifera indica (mango) is the source of this 1426-nucleotide messenger RNA. Its product is annotated as probable GMP synthase [glutamine-hydrolyzing]. Gene Ontology annotation, molecular function: DNA-3-methyladenine glycosylase activity. The coding region runs from base 144 to 1241 and encodes 365 amino acids. The record is from RefSeq and is a predicted model, not a curated record. Lineage: Eukaryota; Viridiplantae; Streptophyta; Magnoliopsida; Sapindales; Anacardiaceae. Gene Ontology annotation, biological process: base-excision repair. The transcript has 5 exons.